AUGGCUCCUCAAAACUCUUCAACUAUGGCAGAAAAUACUCGACUUGUUCAUUCAAUCUCAGACGCCCAAGCUUCGAUCCUGGAUUUGGUAUUGUUCCCAGGCUUCACCCGUAUGUCUACUGCUAUCCAGGGGUAUCUCACUAUCGACUUGAGCGUCUAUGUUCCUCUGAUGUGUUUCUUUGGGCUGGUUGUGUUCGUUUGCAGACGUAUCUGGGAGCGUUUGUUGGGAUGGCUCGAGACUCAUUUUACUUCAACUAUUCAUGUGCGAUAUCGCGAAGAGGACGUUCGUUCCUCCCUCGCAACCACCGAUUUGGCCUCUGCAUCGACACAGCUUAGGCGUUCAAAUGACGAAGAUACGAAGCGAAAGACUAUAUUCUACACACCCUGGAAUGGACGCUUUUUCAUUCAGUAUCAUGGCCAUCUGAUUGUGUUCCGGCGUGAACAUCGGGCUGGAGAAUUCAAUAGUCGAGAAGAGGUCUCCCUUUCCUGCUUUAGCAGAUCCCUACGAAUUCUUAGGCAACUGCUUACUGAGUGUUGCGUCGAGUAUUCAAAGCUGAUUCAGGGCAAAACCUCUCUGUAUGAGCACCAAAAUGGCACCUGGGCGAGGUCCAUGGUGUCGGAUGUAAGCCAUAUCUCGACAGUUGCUCUCAACGAGAGUGUGAAAAAGGAGUUACUCAAAGAUAUCGGGAACUUCCUCAACCAAACAGCUCGACGAUGGUAUUCCAACCGCGGUUUUCCCUAUCGCAGGGGUUACCUGCUGUAUAGGCCCCCUGGGACUGGAAAAUCGAGUUUGAGCUUAUCCAUCGCUGGAUAUUUUGGUUUGGAUAUCUACAUCCUCAGCCUUUCUGCUAUUAAUGAAGACUGCUUCCGGGAACUAUUCGCCAAACUUCUAAGUCGUUGCGUUAUUCUCGUAGAAGAUAUUGACGCCGUUAGUUCGAAGCGAUCCGGAGACGCUGAAACAAAUGACUCACGGCCUGGCUCUCUUUCUCAACAGAGCAAAUCUGUCUCUGGAAAGGUGUUUCUAUCUGCUCUCUUGAACGUUAUUGAUAGUGUCGGAUCACAAGAAGGCUGGGUCUUGAUUAUGACUACUAAUCACAUCACAUACCUCGAUGAAGCGUUUAUACGACCUGGCCGCGUGGACAAGAAGGUCGAGCUCGGGCUCGCUGACAAGAAAAUGACGGCUAACCUCUUCUGUCUCGUCUUCAAACCCGUAGUAGGCGACGUCGCUCUUCCGGACGCUCAAUCAGGAGAGGAUAAAAAGGUCUAUGAAGCUGUAGUGAGUCAAAGGGAAGAGGCUGAGAGAGUUGAGAGGGCGGCAAAAGAGUUCGCUACUAGAGUGCCGGAGCUGAAAUUUUCUCGUUUCUUCUGGAAAACAGGAAAUUACCAGGGGAAGUAA
Venustampulla echinocandica is the source of this 1395-nucleotide messenger RNA. RefSeq lists its product as uncharacterized. Gene Ontology annotation, molecular function: ATP binding; ATP hydrolysis activity. Gene Ontology annotation, cellular component: mitochondrial inner membrane. Gene Ontology annotation, biological process: mitochondrial respiratory chain complex III assembly; protein insertion into mitochondrial inner membrane from matrix. Bases 1 to 1395 code for a protein of 464 amino acids. The transcript has 3 exons. The record is from RefSeq and is a predicted model, not a curated record. Lineage: Eukaryota; Fungi; Ascomycota; Leotiomycetes; Helotiales; Pleuroascaceae.